CCUCGCCCCGCCCCGUCAUUGUCCCCAUCCGCGUCUUUUCCCUUCCGUCCCCAAAGCUUUGAGAGCUGCUGGCUUCUCCUGGUGCUCCGAGUCUCUCCACCUUCGGUGGGUCAGACGAGCAGGAUGGAGGGCUGCCUGGGGGAAGAAUCUUUUCAGAUGUGGGAGCUCAAUCGGCGCCUGGAGGCCUACCUGGCCCGGGUCAAGGCGCUAGAGGAGCAGAAUGAGCUGCUCAGCGCGGAGCUCGGGGGUCUCCGGGCACAGGCCGGGGACGCCUCCUGGAGGGCUCGUGCCGACGACGAGCUGGCGGCCCUACGGGCCCUCGUCGACCAGCGCUGGCGGGAGAAGCACGCGGCCGAGGUGGCGCGCGACAACCUGGCAGAAGAGGUGGAGGGCGUGGCGAGUCGGUGCCAGCAGCUGCGGCUGGCCCGGGAGCGGACCGCGGAGGAGGUGGCCCGCAGCCGGCGUGCGGUCGAGGCCGAGAAAUGCGCCCAGACCUGGCUGAGCACCCAGGCUGCGGAGCUGGAGCGCGAGCUGGAGGCUCUGCGCGCGGCGCACGAGGAGGAGCGCGCCGGCCUGAACGCGCAGGCUGCCUGCGCCCCCCGCGGCCCCGCUCCGCCCCGGGGUCCCCCUGCGCCGGCCCCCGAGGUGGAGGAGCUGGCUCAGCGGCUGGGCGAGGCGUGGCGGGGGGCAGUGCGCGGCUACCAGGAACGCGUGGCGCACAUGGAGACCUCGCUGGGCCAGGCCCGCGAGCGGCUGGGCCACGCGCUGCAGGGCGCCCGCGAGGGUCGCCUGGAGCUGCAGCAACUCCAGGCAGAGCGCAGCGGCCUUCAGGAGCGCAGGGCCGCGCUGGAGCAGAGGCUGGAGGGCCGCUGGCAGGAGCGGCUGCGGACCGCUGAGCAGUUCCAGCUGGCCGUGGAGGCCCUGGAGCAGGAGAAACAAGGCCUCCAGAGCCAAAUUGCCCAAGUCCUGGAAGGUCGGCAGCAGCUGGCACACCUCAAGAUGUCCCUCAGCCUGGAGGUGGCCACAUACAGGACCCUCCUAGAAGCCGAGAACUCCCGGCUGCAGACGCCUGGAGGCGGUUCCAAGGCUUCCCUCGGCUUUCUGGACCCUAAGCUGGAGCUACAUUUCCCUGGGACCCCAGAGGGCCGGCGUCCGGGACCUCUGCUUUCUGUCCUGAGUCCGACUCCCCUCUCCUCACCUUUGCCCGGUACCCUUGAAACACCUGUGCCAACCUUUCUGAAGAGCCAGGAAUUCCUUCAGGCCCGCACCCCGACCUCAGCCAGCACCCCCAUCCCACCCACCCCUCAGGCUCCCUGCCCUGCUGUAGAUGCCGAGAUCAGAGCCCAGGAUGACCCUGUGUCCCUGCCCCAACCACGGGUUGGGAGGCAACAGGUGCCAGAAGUCAUGUGGGCUGAAGCCAAGGUGGCCAUCCCUGCCAGCGUCCUGCCAGGACCAGAGGAGCCUGGGGGCCAGCAACAAGAGCCCAGUCCAAGCCAAUCCCCUGAAGAUCAUGCCUCCCUGGCUCCAGCCCUCAGCCCUGACCACUCCAGUCUAGAGGCCAAAGGUGGAGAACCCAGUGGGUCUAGAGAGUCCAGCAGACCCCAGGAGGAAGAUGAAGGACAACUCUGGGGGCUGGCAGAGAAAGAAACAGUGGUAGAGGUUAAAGCAGUGAGCAGCUUGCAGCAGGAAACAUGGCAAGAAGAGGGGGAUCUGGACAUGAAAGAAAUCCAAGACUCCCAGGGUCCUUUGGAAAAAGAAACUCUGAAGCCUCUGGAAGAAGAGAUUCAAAAGCCAUCGAUUCCAUUGGAAAAGCAGAGCCAUGAGAUGAUAAGAUCUCUAGAGAAGGAGAAUCUGGAAUUGCUGAGGCCUUUGGAAGAAGAGAACUUAGAAACACUAAAAAUACUAGAGAAAGAGAAUCAAGAAUUAUUGAAGUCUUUGGAAGGAAAGGAGAUGGAGAUAGUGAGAUCUCUAGAAAAAGAGACUCUAGAAUUACUUAAGCCAAUAGGAAAAGAGGAUCCACAGACAUUGCCAUCUCUAGAACAGGAGAAUCAAGAAAUAACGAGGUCUCUUGAAGUUAAUGUAGAGACAUUUUUAUAUCCAGGAAAGGAAAAUCAAGAGUUAGUGAGGUCUCUAGAAGAGGAGAACAUUGAGUCAUUGAUAACUCUAGAAAAGGAGAGUCAAGAGCCACUGAGAUGUCAAGAAGUAGAGAACCAGGAAACACUGAGACUCCUAGCCAAAGAGAGUCAAGAGCCAUUGAGGUCUCUAGAAGACCAGGAGGCAUCAAGACCUCUAGGAAAAGAGAAUCAUGAGGCCCUGAGGGCUGCAGAAGAUGAGAAUCAUGAGGCUCUGAGACCUCUAGAAAAAGAAAACCAGGAGCCGCUGAGAUCUUUAGAAGAAGACCAGGAGGCAGUGAGACCUUCAGAAAAAGAAAACCAGGAGCCGCUGAGGUCUCUAGAAACAGAAAACCAGGAGUCACUGAGGUCUCUAGAAGAAGACCAGGAGGAAAUAAGAGCUCUAGAAGAAGACCAGGAAGCAGUGAGACCUUCAGAAAAAGAAAACCAGGAGCCGCUGAGGUCUCUAGAAACGGAAAACCAGGAGUCACUGAGGUCUCUAGAAGAAGACCGGGAGGAAAUAAGAGCUCUAGAGGAAGACCAGGAGACAGGGAGACCUCUAGAAAAAGAAAAACAGGAAUCACUAAGGUCUCUAGAAGACCAGGAGGCAAUGAGACCUCUAGAAGAAGAAAACCAGGAGCCGCUGAGGUCUCUAGAGAAAGAAAAAGAGGAGUCACUGAGGUCUCUAGAAGACCAGGAGGCAAUGAGACCUCUAGAAGAAGAAAACCAAGAGCCACUGAGGUCUCUAGAAAAAGAAAAACAGGAGGCAAUGAGACCUCUAGAAGAAGACAAACAGGAAUUACUGAGAUCUCUAGAAGACCAGGAGGCAAUGAGAUCUCUAGAUGAAGAAGGCCAGAUGACAUUGAGCCCUCUAGAAAAAGUGAAACCAGAGACACUAAAGUCUCUUGGAAAAGAUCAGGAGAUAGUUAUACCUCUUGAAAAAGAGAAUCAAGAGUUAUUAAGGUCCCUAAAUGAAGAGAGUAUAGAGGCAGUGAGGUCUUUAGAAACAGAGACUCCAGAACCACUAAAGCCUACCGAAGAGAAAAACCUGGAAAUACUGAAACCUCUAGAAGAGGAAAGUCAAGAGCCACUGGAGUCUGUGGAAGGGAACCACGAGACACUGAGACCCCCAGAUAAGGAGAAUCAAGAGUCACUGGGCUCUCUGGCAGAGUGGAACGUAGAGAAUUUGCAAUCUCUAGAGGAGGCUGAUGAGGGAAGUCUAAGGCACUUGGAAGAGGAAGAGAACGUGGAGAAGGAAGAGAGUCAAGCGUCACUGAGGCCCCUGGAGGAGCAGGGACAGGAGCUGCCGCUCUCUGCACAUCAGCAGAAGUGGGACGAUAUAACACAGGGGGACCAAGAACUGGAUCAGGACAGGCCCCCUGGGAGGGCUGGGGUGGACAGUGAGGAUGGGGCAGAGCUGGAACUGAAAGAACAGGCUGGCUUCCCUGCGAAGGGGGAGGUGGUGGAGCAGGGGGAGCUGCAUCUGACAGCCACAGGUGAGGCCUGGGGCGUGGGUGAGGGGCAGCCAGGCAGCCCCGAGCCCAAAGAGCAGAGGCUCCCAGCUGAGGGAGCAGGUGGGGCAGGAGGCGCUGAGGGCCUCCAGGGCCCUGAGGAGCAGCCAGAGCAGGUGGGGGCCCUGGGCCUCCCGGCUGCCCAGGGCAUGUCAGAGGUGAUGGAGCCCGUGUUGGAAGAUGAGGAUGUGGCCCCAGGGGAUGGCCGAGCCUCCCCAGAGGUCCCCCUGGAGUUAGAGACGGCCAUGGGCAGGUCUGCGGGAGUGGAGCGGGGACCCGAGCAGGAGGUAGUAGGGCUGGAGCACCCAGGUGGCCUGGCCAGAGAGGAGGUGAUGGAGCCACCCCUGGGGGAGGGAGGUGUGGAGGCAAAGAAGGUACAGGGCGUGGAAGGGCCCAGAAAGAAGCUGGAGGAGGCAGGCACUCUGGAGCCAGAGGUCUCCACACUGCCCAGGAAGAGCAGAGACCCGCUGGAGACUCCUAGGGACUGGGAGGAGUCAGAAUCUGGGGCCCCUGGGAAAACAGAGGAGACAGUCUCAGCUGAGACCUUAUGCCACGAGGGAAGUGAUACCCCUCAGCCCAGGCCCCUGGGGUCAGAGGGAGCAGAGGAGGAUGCCAAACAGCUGCUGGGGCCCCCCAGUCUGAGGCCCACCGAGUCCUGCUUGCCCACCCUAAUCCCUGAAGAUGCCGCUGGGCCCCAGCCCCUGGCUGAGGGGAACCAAGAGGCCAGCUGGGGGCUGGAGGGCAGGGCUGAGGUCCUGGGAAAGGCGGACGGUGAGCAGGAGGAUCUGAGCUCUGGGGGGAUCCCAGAGGGCCUCCAGGAGGAAGGGGAGGAGAGCAGAGAAGAGAGUGAGGCGGAUGAGCUAGGGGAGACCCUUCCUGACUCCACUCCCCUAGGCCUCUACCUCAGAUCCCCCGCUUCCCCCAAGUGGGACCUGCCUGGAGAGCAGAGGCCCUCCCCUCAAGGGGAGCCCGGAAAGGAAGGCUGGGGUCCUGAAGUCCCAGCCUCCAAGGGCCUUGGGGCCCACCCCUCAGAGGAGGAAGAAGAGGAGGGAGAUGAGGAGGAGGAACGUGGCCAUGACUCUGAGCUGUCGGAAGAAUUUGAGGACCUGGGGACUGAGGCUUCUCUCCUUCCUGGGGUCCCCGGGGAGGGGGAAGAACCUCUGAGCCAAGUGCCCCAGCUGCUCCUGGAGCCUGCAGCCUGGGAUCGUGAUGGUGAAUCUGAUGGAUUUGCAGAUGAGGAAGAGAGUGGGGAGGAGGGAGAGGAAGAAGACGAAGAAGAGGGGAGGGAGCCAGGGGCAGGACUCGGGGGGCCAGUGCCCUCCGUGGGCAGCCUCCCCGCCCCGAGCAGCCCUCAGGGAGGGAACCUCCUGGGGUCUGAGUCCGGGGAUGUCAGUGUCCCCUGGGACGAUGGCCCGAGGCCCACGGCACCUGACGCCCCCAUGACUGCCCCGGAGACUGAGUCCCAGAACAUCACUGAGGCCUCAGGCUCAGAGGAGGAGUCUGAUGCUGCCCCCCUGGAGAGGGAGGACCAAGUCCCUGGUCCUCUGGGGACCCUCAGUGGGGUGGAGGACACCCCUGAUGUCGGUGGCCCAGGUCCCAGCCUGAAGGAAGAGUUGGAGCACGUGAAUGGGGGCGUGGUGAACGGGCUGGAGCAGUCCGAGGGGAUAGGCCAGGGGGCGGCUGAGGGGGACCGAGGGAGCCCCUUGGAGGAGGAGGGGGGUUCCCUGAAGGCCCCUUGGGCAGGGGCUCCUCUUCACCUGGGCCAAGGCCAAUUCCUGAAGUUCAGUCAGAGAGAAGGUGAUGGAGACUCCUGGUCCUCCGGGGAGGACUAGAGAAAGCACUCCUACACAGAGGCAUUGGGCGGAGGGGUGUCCCCCGGCCCCCUGCCUUCUCGGGGCAGCACCCUUCACCUAUGCUCUCCUGACCUGAGGUUUCUGUCCCAGAGGCCUGGCUGGCCAAGGUGAAACGGGUGUGGCAAAGGGACCCGGUCCAAGAGUGGAGACUCCGGGAAUAGCUCCCAGCCCUUGGCCUCCGCAUCGCGGGGACAGCCUGCCUGCACUGUCCCGUGAGGCUGAAGCCAGCUGAAUCCCUGUAGGACCAGUCCCCCGUUUUCACUGCAGCUCCUUCCUCCCCACCCCAGGACCUGGAGAAGGCCAGGGCCCAGUGGCCCCUCCAAAGGGAGGGGCUGGGGUGGUCCGCGUGCCAGGGCUUACCAGCUCUGCCCUUCCUCCCGCACCCUCAUGAGAUGGUGGGCCGGUGGCUGAUGAGGGUGAGGGGGUGCUCCUGUGUCCUGAUCCCCACAUAGACCUGCCAUGUUGUGGCCCCAUCUGGCUCAUCCCUGCCUGAAUAAAGUAAUGCCUCCGCCUACAAA
Dama dama (fallow deer) is the source of this 5993-nucleotide messenger RNA. RefSeq names its product nestin (gene NES). The coding region runs from base 124 to 5454 and encodes 1776 amino acids. Gene Ontology annotation, molecular function: intermediate filament binding; CCR5 chemokine receptor binding. Gene Ontology annotation, biological process: positive regulation of intermediate filament depolymerization. The record is from RefSeq and is a predicted model, not a curated record. Lineage: Eukaryota; Metazoa; Chordata; Mammalia; Artiodactyla; Cervidae. Gene Ontology annotation, cellular component: intermediate filament. The transcript has 4 exons.